This is a messenger RNA of Phytophthora infestans T30-4, 957 nucleotides long. RefSeq lists its product as uncharacterized. The coding region runs from base 1 to 957 and encodes 318 amino acids. The record is from RefSeq and is a predicted model, not a curated record. Gene Ontology annotation, biological process: receptor-mediated virion attachment to host cell. Gene Ontology annotation, molecular function: protein binding. NCBI's taxonomy places the organism in Eukaryota, Oomycota, Peronosporomycetes, Peronosporales, Peronosporaceae. The transcript is spliced from 4 exons. Gene Ontology annotation, cellular component: cell outer membrane.
AUGCCUCAGCCACUAGAACAAGCGGUAGGUAAUGGCGGCGAUAAGAGCAAGAGCACUGCUCGAGGUCGGUUGCGCCCCCUUCCUUCGAUUCCUUUGCAAUGUUUGGUCCCAAUCGAAGGCAAACUGUCCACGGACGCCGAUUUAUCAGCUCGGAAUGUCACUCAUCGAUCUCCCGAGUUGUUCAAAGAGAUUGUCGCCAAGUCUUCGCAGAUUUUGAAGAAAAAAGUAUCCACUCCAAGUUACAAUGCACUGGGUGCAUUAGGCCUGCAGAUGGGAAGCGGAGGUUCUGUAUCAAGUGCUCAACAUUCGGUGUCGACGCAGUUCAGUCGAGGCUACGCGUACUACCGUUUGCAGCAAUAUGCUCAAGCUGCUGAAGAUUUCCUGGAGUGUUCACGCAGUGAUCCGGAUCAUGCCGCGUCCGCACUUUACAACCGCGGCUGCGCGUUGUACAAAUUGAGGCGACAUGCUGAAGCAGUCAAGGACUUGAGCAAAGCACUGAAACUGGAUUCGAAGAAUCCGCUUUUUUCCCUUCUUCACUACUCUUGGCUCGAAACACUUCGUCUUCCGACGGCUUCACGGAAUGAUUCACACCAGAAUCUCCUACUUGAGACUCCAGUAGAACCUCCCAAUUCUUCAGCCGCGUUGGCGUAUGAAGCCCAAGAAAGCAGUGCGAAAGCUUGGCUCGAACAGUUCUUAAACCAGAAUCCAGGAAGAACACGUAGUCGAAGUGAUGUGGCUGAAGCAGCACGGCUAGCUCGUUGUUGGGGAUUUUUCCGCGGCAUGCGACUGGCUAUGGUCGAGCGAUGUAUGAGGGAGGCCACGUACUACCGCUUCGAGAAUGACCAAAUUGUCGUCGAACAAGGAAGGUUUUCGUCAAGUUUCCACGUUGUGCUGGAUGAUGUAGCGUCACUAGUGAAGACUAUUACGUUCCAGGCCGUCAAGCGCGACAAACGCUGA